AUGUUUGAAAGCCUUAGUAGAGAAGCAAAACAUAUCUUUGAUUCAAAUGGAGUUCUGUCAGCAUACUCAAGUUCAAUUUGGGUCAAAAUUAAAGAUGAACUAAAGGGGAAAAUAUCUGCUGGAUCAUUUUACAUAAGCAUUUUACAAGAUCGCCAGUCUUGGCGAACAAAUUUGUUAAAGAUUCUUGGUAUAACAAUUGAUCAAAGUACUUUUGAAAUUGAAGAAGACGUGCUUGAAAGUUCUACAAAUUUAGACGGUAAAAGUGAUUCUGAUUCCGAUGGGAAUUUAAAGACAUUUAAAUUUGAUAUACUUUACACAGAGUAUAUUAAAAUGAAACCGACAGGCGUUCGUUAUGGGAAAAGAUAUAAACCAUUUAUUGUCUUAAAGCAAGGCAAUGGACCAAUGUCAUUCAUAAAUAAUGCUUUCCUUAAAAAUCACAAACUACCCUGUGCGUUCAUUUAUAAAAUAUGUAGAGUAGCUUUGAUCCCAAGAUCCUAG
Macrosiphum euphorbiae (potato aphid) is the source of this 498-nucleotide messenger RNA. The record is from the annotation of a GenBank genome assembly. NCBI's taxonomy places the organism in Eukaryota, Metazoa, Arthropoda, Insecta, Hemiptera, Aphididae.